Molecule: messenger RNA, 1506 nt
Organism: Naegleria lovaniensis
Lineage: Eukaryota; Heterolobosea; Eutetramitea; Acrasida; Naegleriidae
Exons: 1
Coding region: 1-1506 (501 amino acids)
Source: RefSeq, a predicted model, not a curated record
AUGUCAAAACUGCGAAAUUUGCCAAUGGUUAUCAUCGUCAUGGUUACAAUGAUGAUGACUCUGAAUUUCAUUCCGAAACCAUUAAUCCUCGUAUCGAGUCAACAACACGAUGUUCAACUUGACCAACCAUUAAAUUCCCAAACUUUCAAAUCUACUUCAACCAAAUUAUCAUCAUAUAUUAUUCCGAACAUUCCCUAUUUCUCUCAAAUCACAGAUUAUUCCUGUGGAGCUGCAACCUUACAAAUGGCUCUCACCUAUUGGGAUUCUUUAUAUCAUCAUCAUCCUUCUCGAGCAGAUCACUCGUUCUCAUUGAACAAGCCUUCAACAACAAGUAAUACUAUUCAUCAAUUACCCCAAAAAGUAAAAAUCAUUGAUCAACGAUCCAUUAUUGAUGUUGCCAGAACUUCCAACCACACCGGAACCAGCUCAUUGGACGUGGUUCGGAGUGCCAGAUUUUCUCCAUUGAGCUCAACUCCCAUUCAACAAUAUUAUCUUCAAUUUCCUUCGUAUGCUCCUGAGCAUGGUUGGUUUGGACAAUACAUUCAUUCUUCCAACUCUCAAAGAUUGAACCAUGAAAAGACUCAUCUGGACACGGAUUCUUUAUAUGACCACAGUGGUUUAUUGACUGUGUAUUAUCCAGAGAGAUCCAGUGAAUCAUCAUGGUUGCACUCUAAAAAUUGUAAAAAGAAAUUGGGAGGAGGAGCAUUGGAUCAAGGAGUGAACUGUUGGGUUUCUGAAUUGGUCACUCAAUUUUUGAAGCAAGACAUUCCAGUGAUUUGUUUAAUGUUUUAUGAAAAUCCACAAGAGAGUGGUGAUUAUGAAGGGCAUUAUCGAUUGGCUGUGGGUUAUGAAUCUGAAAUGGUGACAACGUCGAAACAGAUGACAAAACCUUCUGUAAAUGAAAAUUCAAAAGAAUACACAACCACGAAUGAAAUUAUAACGAGAAUUAUCAUGUAUGAUCCAUACGAUCGAGAUGGAAAUGCACCCAUUUCCAACUUUACAGUAGAGGAAUUUUGUAAUUUGUGGAAUUAUACCGAACUCAGAUUUAAUGAUACCUGUUAUAGACCUUAUUUUGGAGCGGCAUUGCUGCCAUUGCAACUUGUUAUGGAUUCACUGGAUCGUGUGAAAUACACUCUACGAAUCCGAUAUCCUUGUUUUAAAUUUUCCCAAGUUGGACUGCAAACCACUCCACUGGAUCAUGUCUAUGCACAAAUGACACUAUUUGGAAAAGAAUUUAGAAAUGAAUCGAGUCCAAUACUCUUUCAAACCAAAAUUCCAAUCACUAUGAAAAUGAAUCAUUGUCAAGAACAUGAUAUCGACAUUAACUUGACGCAAUAUAUUCCAAAUACACAGCUAUUGGAACAAGUGACUCACAUUCGAGUAAACGUGAGUGGUACAGUCUGUGAUAAGACGUUGAAAUGGCUCUAUGAAGAAAAUACGAACAAAUUUAGCGAAGCUUACUCGUAUUGCGAUCAAGUUGGAGGUAGUAUUCUCAUUUCACGAUAA